This is a messenger RNA of Penicillium pulvis, 1236 nucleotides long. Its product is annotated as epoxide hydrolase. Gene Ontology annotation, biological process: epoxide metabolic process. Lineage: Eukaryota; Fungi; Ascomycota; Eurotiomycetes; Eurotiales; Aspergillaceae. The transcript has 4 exons. Bases 1 to 1236 code for a protein of 411 amino acids. The record is from RefSeq and is a predicted model, not a curated record. Gene Ontology annotation, molecular function: epoxide hydrolase activity.
AUGGCCAUAACUCCUUUCACGAUAGCCGUCCCUGACGAGCAGAUUAACCAGCUAAAUCAAAAGCUCCAGCAAGCAACCUUCCCCGAUGAACUCGAUGCCGCAGGCUGGGACAUGGGUGUUCCACUUGCGGAUAUGAAACGACUGGUUACCACCUGGCGUGAGAAUUUUGACUGGCGUGACCAGGAAAAGAAGCUUAAUGAACAGCUCAAGCAGUUUACAGUACCCGUCUCCGUGGAUGAUUUUGGGGAAUUGGAGAUCCAUGUUCUGCAUCAUCGGUCUGGGAACCCGCGGGCUAUCCCGCUACUGUUUAUGCAUGGGUGGCCUGGAAACUUCCUUGAAGCAACUAAGUUGAUUCCAUUGCUCAUGAAGGAUGAUGGUGGACCCGCAUUUGAUGUUGUCGCUCCUUCACUUCCUAACUAUGGGUUCUCACAAGGAGUCCAGAAGAAAGGAUUUGGCUUGGCCCAGUUCGCUGAAACCGCCCACAAAGUCAUGAUAGCCCUAGGCUAUGAUCAAUAUGUCAUACAAGGAGGAGAUUGGGGUAGCGCUAUCGCCCGUACAAUGACAGCCUACUACUCCAAACACAUCCAAGCCAUCCAUCUAAACACUAUCCCCGUGUCCCCACCCUACCCGUGGCACAGCCCACUCGGCUUCCUCAAAUCUCUCAUUAGUGUCCCAUUUUCAGCCAAAGACCGUGCAUGUAUCAGCCGCACAAUCGAGUACGUGACCAAAGGCAGCGCCUACAUGUUACAACAGGGAACCCGGCCCCAAACUCUAGGAUAUGGACUUCAAGAUAGUCCCGUUGCGCUACUGGCAUGGAUAUACGAUAAGCUGCACUCGUGGUCAGAUGCAUACCCGUGGACAGAUGAGGAGAUUCUGACAUGGGUGAGUGUGUAUUACUUUUCACGGGCGGGACCGACAGCUUCGACUAGGAUUUACUACGAAAGUUUGGCGCAGAAGCCGGAGGGCGUGAGCAAGUGGAUGAGUAUGGCUCAGAUGUUCGAUGCUCGGGCACCGGCGAAUGUGCGGUUUGCGGUGGCACAGUUUAAGGGGGAGAUUCUUCAGUGGCCUAUGGCGUGGUAUCGGGCUAUUGGGAAUGUGGUUAAAGAGACGGAAUAUGAGCGUGGAGGUCAUUUUGCGGCUUGGGAGGUGCCUGAGUUGGUUGCAGGUGAUUUGAAGGAGCUUCUGGGUAAGGGUGGGCCUGCCUAUGCGGUUAUAGAAGGUAAAGAUGGUUAUUGA